This is a messenger RNA of Myxozyma melibiosi, 2275 nucleotides long. RefSeq names its product WD40-repeat-containing domain protein. Gene Ontology annotation, biological process: regulation of transcription by RNA polymerase II. NCBI's taxonomy places the organism in Eukaryota, Fungi, Ascomycota, Lipomycetes, Lipomycetales, Lipomycetaceae. The coding region runs from base 188 to 2182 and encodes 664 amino acids. Gene Ontology annotation, cellular component: Set3 complex. Gene Ontology annotation, molecular function: protein binding; transcription corepressor activity. The record is from RefSeq and is a predicted model, not a curated record. The transcript has a single exon.
GAACCACCUUCACGGCUUUUGAAGACCGUCUCCAAUCCCGCUUUUCACUCCCCGUCGGGCCGCCAGAUGCCCGCAGCUCCCUGCUGUCUGCGUCCUCUGUCUGCGCUGUGUUGAUGUCUCUGACCGGCUGCCUCGCACUCAAUCAGCGACCUGGUCUACGCACCUGCCCUGCUCUCUACCACCCACCAUGUCUAUAACUUCCCGCGAACUCAACUACCUAAUAUGGCGGUACAUGCAGGAGUCCGGCCUCCCGCGCUCGACCUACGUCUUCCAGGACGAGACCGAGGCAAACGCGCUCGACGCCUCCUACGCCUCCGUGACCCCCGUCGGGCUGCUCGUCAACGUGUUCCAAAAGGGUCUCCAGUACAUGGAAAUCGAGUCCACUCUCGAGGCCGACGGCGGGGUCCGGCCGUCUCCGCCUGUUUUUAAUUUGUUUUCUGACCAAGUCGCGCGCAAAAUCGAUCAGCUUGCGGAUGAAGAGCCGCCGGAGGAAGAUGAACUGCCACCUCAAGAUGUGACCCCGGAUUCCGCGGCACCACCACAACAACAAAUACAGUCAAUAGAACAGCCGGCCGAAGAAAAUGAAGAGCAACCGGAGCAAACAGAUGUGACGAUGAACGACGCGUCGCCUGAAUCAAUACACAGUCUACCUGCCGAGCCUGCUGCCAUCGAGCCACUUCCAGCACCUACACCUACACACACACACACACACACAACAGCACGGAAGCACUCAAUAGAAGACGACGGCGACGAAGAACAGCAGCAAGAGAGCACAAAAGCGCAGACCGCACCGGUAGAGGACGAGCCAAAGCGCGUAAAAACAUCACACGUGCGAACAACAAGUACUGCGACAGCAAAUCUCUUUCAACAGCCACCCCACGUUCCCACAAAACCCACGCAGUCGUCGUCUGCCUCCGAGCCUAUCCACGAGGUCACCAAGGUCAAGUCAGAAUCGUUAUCCUCCGCCGCCCCCACAAAAUCAAGAUCGAAGACAAUCUAUCUUGCGGGCGUGUCUGCAGCCGUCGACAGCGCCUGGAGUCCGGACGGCACAAAACUAGCAGUCUCGACUUCGUCGUCUACCGUUUUCCUGUACUGUUUCUCAAACUCGACAUCCGAGCCAGUCUCGGAGGUGCAGAUAACUCUGAACGCGAUCGAAGAGAUCUCGAGCCUGGCUCUGAGCGCAAACAUGCUUGCCAUCGGUACAUUCUCAGGCACGGCGCAGUUGUGGAGUAUAACAGGCGAGAAACCAAAGCUAGAAAAGACGUUGAGAGGACUCCGAGAGGCGCCGAUAUUAUCGCUCGAGUUUGUGAUUUCAGAAGGCAAGCUACUGCUAGCUGCGAUCGACUGUCUGCGAAAUGCCGCGGUGUGGAGUUGCGCAGAGGCCGAGACGCCGCUGGCGUUCCUUGUGCCGGAUGCAAGCGACUGCACAGACGACGAGCUGAGCGCAGAUAUCAAAAACUCAAUCUCAGACCUGCAAGUGUUGACGGCGAUGAAAGCAAUUGCGACGACAACAGGACGGAACGGGACCAUUGAUGUCUACGACCUCGCGCGGGUUUCUAAAGGAGGCCAGAUCCAGCCUCUGUAUUCGCUCAAGGGACAUACGCGAGCGGUCAACGUGCUGCGAUAUGUGUCUAAAUCCGGGAUACUAAUCUCUGGCUCGCAGGAUAGUAGUAUCCGGAUCUGGGACCUGAACUCGAGAUCAGAGAGAUUUCUACUGGAAGGACACAAUACCGGCGUGAUUGCGCUGAAGGUGUAUGAGCGCGAAGCGGAAGAGAGUCAAGUGAUGGUCUCUGGCGAUGUAGCAGGCCGGCUGCGGGUGUGGGACCUGACGACCGGCACGAUGCUGGCGCGCAUCGAAUACAGCUACCCCGUGUUUGCGUUUGACAUUCUCAAGCGGCACAUAAACGAGCACAACACAAACAACGGCGACGGCAGCAGCAGCAGCAGCAGCAGCAGUAGCAGUAUACACCUGAUGCGCAUCGUGACGGGCUCCAAGGACGGGAUCAUAAAUACGUGGAAAUUGAACAGCGCGGGCGACGGACACAAGUUGCACGCGCAGUCGAUCGGGAGCGGGAUGGGCGGCGUCACGGCGGUGUCGCUGUGUUGUGAUAGUACGACGGGGGAAAGUCGGUUGGCGGUGAUUGCGAGGGGGAAGAGCUGUAUUAUAAACGAGAGUAGUUAGAGCUGUUUUUCAUUCUAUCUUAUGUUCCGUAUAUUAGUCUUUUUUGUUGUCUUCUCUCUCGAUAUGUAUUUUUUCUUGUAAUCUUGUAACCUU